AUGUCUGUAUUCAAAACUAAUGCAACAAUUGCAGAAUUUGGUGGUCAAUUACUUAAAUUGACUCAUGACUCAAAAGUUACUAAAACUCCGAUGAAUGUAAAUUUAUAUAUUCCUCCAGCUAGAACUUCAAAAAUUCCAGUAGUAUUAUAUUUAUCUGGUUUAACUUGUACACCUGAUAAUGCAAGUGAGAAGUCAUUUUUUCAAUAUUGGGCAAGUAAAUAUGGUUUUGCAAUGGUUUUCCCAGAUACUUCACCAAGAGGGGCUGAUAUAGCUGGAGAAAAUGAAAGUUGGGAUUUUGGAACUGGAGCAGGAUUUUAUGUUGAUGCAACUCAACAACCAUGGUCAACAAAUUAUAAUAUGUAUACUUAUGUUCAUGGAGAAUUAAUUGAUAAAUUAACUGAAGCAUAUCCUGAAUUAGAUUUUAGUAAUAUUUCAAUAACUGGUCAUUCAAUGGGAGGUAUGGGAGCUUUGGUUGGUUAUAUUAGACAACCAAGAAAAUAUAAAACAGUCAGUGCAUUUGCACCAAUUUCUAAUCCAAGUGUUGUUCCUUGGGGUGAAAAGGCAUUUGGUGGUUAUUUAGGAGAAAAUAAAUCUACAUGGGCAGAAUACGAUCCUACAAUUUUAAUUAAAGAUUAUAAAGGAGAUGAUUCAUCUUCAAUAUUAAUUCAUCAAGGUUUAAAUGAUAAUUUCUAUGAACGUGAAUUAAAACCACAAAAUUUCGUUGAUGCAGCUAAGGGAUAUAAAGGUGGUGUUGAUUUAAGAUUAGUUGAUGGUUAUGAUCAUUCUUAUUUUUUUAUAAGUUCUUUUGUUGAAGAUCAUGCUAAGCAUCAUGCAAAAUAUUUGGGUUUAAGUACUUGA
Lodderomyces pseudojiufengensis is the source of this 858-nucleotide messenger RNA. Its product is annotated as S-formylglutathione hydrolase. The transcript has a single exon. Gene Ontology annotation, molecular function: S-formylglutathione hydrolase activity. Gene Ontology annotation, cellular component: cytosol. Gene Ontology annotation, biological process: formaldehyde catabolic process. NCBI's taxonomy places the organism in Eukaryota, Fungi, Ascomycota, Pichiomycetes, Serinales, Debaryomycetaceae. Bases 1 to 858 code for a protein of 285 amino acids. The record is from RefSeq and is a predicted model, not a curated record.